Molecule: messenger RNA, 1672 nt
Organism: Amborella trichopoda
Lineage: Eukaryota; Viridiplantae; Streptophyta; Magnoliopsida; Amborellales; Amborellaceae
Gene: GAPB
Product: glyceraldehyde-3-phosphate dehydrogenase B subunit
Biological process (GO): glucose metabolic process
Molecular function (GO): NADP binding; NAD binding; oxidoreductase activity, acting on the aldehyde or oxo group of donors, NAD or NADP as acceptor
Source: RefSeq, a predicted model, not a curated record
GAAAUGUUUAAAUAAAUAUUGCAAGAAAAAUAGUAAUUAUAAAACCUCUCACAAUUUCACUCUGCAGAUUCAGUUGCAGCCAUGGCAUCCUAUGCAGCUCUUACUUCUUCAAGGGUACCAACCACCACUGGGCUUCCCUCAAGAAGCACUCAAUCUCAAGCUCAUUCCUCCUUCUUCAGGAGGGUCGAGCUCGGUGACUUCUCUGGCCUCAAAUCAAACGCAUGCGUUACAUAUGCGAAGUGUGCCAAUGAAGCUUCAUUUUUCGAUGAUGCAAGCCAACUCACCCGAAAGACUGAAGGUUCGGUACCAGUGAAAGGUGAGACAGUGGCGAAGCUCAAAGUCGCAAUCAACGGAUUUGGGCGUAUCGGGCGUAAUUUUCUCCGCUGUUGGCAUGGCCGCAAGGACUCGCCGUUGGAUGUCAUCGUAGUGAACGACAGUGGUGGUGUGAAAAAUGCGGCACACCUUCUCAAAUACGAUUCGAUGCUCGGAACAUUCAAAGCCGCAGUUAAAAUCGUUGAUAAUGAAACGAUUAGCGUUGAUGGAAAACUCAUCAAGGUCGUCUCGAAUCGGGAUCCCUUGAAGCUGCCGUGGGCUGAAUUGGGCAUCGAUAUAGUGAUUGAGGGAACUGGUGUGUUCGUUGAUGGUCCUGGAGCCGGCAAGCACAUCCAAGCAGGAGCAAAGAAGGUUAUCAUAACAGCACCAGCGAAGGGUUCUGAUAUCCCGACAUACGUCGUUGGAGUGAACGAGGGCGACUAUUCCGACGAAGUGUCCAACAUUGUCAGCAAUGCUUCAUGUACAACGAACUGCCUAGCUCCAUUUGUGAAGGUCAUGGAUGAGGAAUUUGGGAUCGUAAAGGGGACCAUGACCACCACCCAUUCCUACACCGGAGACCAGAGGCUCUUAGAUGCCUCCCAUCGCGACCUAAGGAGAGCCAGAGCUGCAGCACUAAACAUAGUCCCAACAAGCACGGGGGCGGCCAAGGCAGUGUCACUAGUGCUGCCUAAACUCAAGGGCAAGCUCAAUGGCAUUGCAUUGAGGGUCCCUACACCAAAUGUUUCAGUGGUUGAUUUGGUGGUGAAUGUUGAGAAGAAGGGCCUCACAGCUGAGGAUGUCAAUGCAGCUUUCAGGAAAUCUGCUGAGGGGCCACUAAAGGGUAUUUUAGCGGUAUGUGAUGUUCCAUUGGUGUCUGUCGACUUCCGGUGCUCGGAUGUCUCCUCCACCAUCGACUCCUCUCUCACAAUGGUCAUGGGGGACGACAUGGUCAAGGUCGUCGCGUGGUACGACAAUGAGUGGGGCUAUAGCCAAAGAGUGGUUGAUUUGGCGCACCUCGUCGCCAGCAAGUGGUCAGGAGCGGCCAAAUCAGGUGGGGAUCCACUAGAAGAGUUUUGCCAGACGAGCCCCGAAACCGUUGAAUGCAAAGUUUAUGAAGCCUAAUUUUACCCCAUUUAUGAAAUAAUGAUUUGCCUUCUCCCUCUCGUGUUGUGCAUUAGCAAAUAUAUUUUCUUUUUCAUUCUUUUCUUAGUUUCCUCCUCUCAAGAUGUGGAGCUACAAUUUUUCAAGCUUGACGACGACUGUUGUCAUUUGAAAGACAAGCAAUAUGUGUAAAUUAUUGGUUAAUGGCAUGCUAAUUGCAGAUACAUUUUACUAGAAUAAUGACAAUUAAAUUAGAAAA